This is a messenger RNA of Electrophorus electricus (electric eel), 2373 nucleotides long. RefSeq names its product E3 ubiquitin-protein ligase TRIM35-like. The record is from RefSeq and is a predicted model, not a curated record. Lineage: Eukaryota; Metazoa; Chordata; Actinopteri; Gymnotiformes; Gymnotidae. Gene Ontology annotation, molecular function: protein binding; zinc ion binding.
UUCAGGUCAGUCAGCAAUAUUAUGACAAGCUCUUAACUCUGGUAUUUACUUCUAUCUGCUUUAAUAGUGAAAGCAGUCUAAACUCCCUCAGCUGGAUAAAGGAAUACAGUGAGUGAUUCUCACCUGUGUUACUGUGUUUAUUACAGUAGAUCUAAACGUGAAAGUGAAGUUUGAAAUAAAGGAGCCACUACAGAGAAACAGCACAGCAGCUCUUGGAGGAAAUGGCUGCUGCAAACCUGCUGUCAGAAGAAGCGUUUUCAUGUCCUGUGUGCUGUGACAUCUUCGGGGAUCCUGUUCUACUGUCGUGUAGCCAUAGUGUGUGUAGGACCUGUCUGCAGCAGUUCUGGGAAACCAAGGGAUCUCAAGAAUGUCCAGUUUGUAGGAGAAGAUCCUCUAAAUCUGACCCUCCCUGUAAUCGUGCACUAAAGAACCUGUGUGAGACUUUUCUAGAGAGCAGGAGUCAGAGAGCUUCAUCAUGGUCUGAGGUGCUCUGCAGUCUGCACAAGGAGAAACUCAAACUCUUCUGUCUGGAGGACCAACAGCCUGUGUGUGUGGUGUGUCAUCUUUCAAAGGCACAUAAAAAUCACAACUGCUGUCCAAUAGAUGAAGCUGUAUGUGACUUUAAGAAUAAACUCAAGAUCUCUUUGGAGCGUCUACAGCAGAAUCUGAAAGCCUUAGAGGAAGUCAAACAAACCUGUGAUAAAACAGCAGCUCACAUUAAGUGUCAGGCCCAGCACACAGAGAGGCAGAUAAAGGAGGAGUUUGAGAAGCUUCACCAGUUUCUAAGAGAUGAAGAAUCAGCAAGAAUAGCUGCACUGAAGGAGGAAGAGGAGCAGAAGAGUCACAUGAUGAGGAGGAAGAUUGAGGAGAUGAAUGGAGAAAUAGAAUCUCUAUCAGAUAAAAUCAGAAACCUACAGAAGGAGAUAGAAGCUGAGGACAUUCUGUUCUUACAAAACAUGAAGUUUACAAUGAAAGAAGUUCAGCACACCCCAAAGGAACCUGAGAAGGUGUCAGCACUUCUGAUCAAUGUUGCAAAACAUCUUUCCAGCCUGAAAUUCAGAGUCUGGGAGAACAUGCAGAAGAUUCUCCAGUACACUCCUGUUACUCUGGACCCCAACACUGCACAUCCACACCUCCACCUGUCUGAUGAUCUCACUACUGUAGAACAUAGACCACAGACAUCACUGCUUCCUGAUCAUCCAGAGAGAUUUGAGGUGUAUCCGUGUGUCCUGGGCUCUGAGGGCUUUAACUCAGGGACACACUGCUGGGAUGUUGAUGUUGGAGGCAGUGAGUACUGGGCACUGGGUGUAAUUAGAGAGUCUGAAUCAAGAAAGGGAUCAUCUGUCUGGAGUUCAGUGUGGAGUCUAUGCUACAGUAAAAGCAGUGAUGAAUACUGGAUAAGCUGCCCAGGACAGGCGGAUCAUGUCCUCACACCUACAGAGAAACUGCAGAGGGUCAGAGUGCAGCUGGACUGGAACAGGGGGAAAGUGACUUUCACUGAUCUUAUAACCAGUUCACACCUGCACACUAUAACACACACUUUUACUGACACAGUUUUCCCAAUUAUCUAUAGUUACAGUUCUCCUGUGAGGCUAUUGCCAGCAAAGAUAUCAGUAAUGAUAGAAAACCAGUCUGUGGUUUGCUGAACAUGUUGUCAGCGUCCACUGCAUGCGUAAGAUGUUGUAUAACCUGUAAGAACUCUGUAAGUGAAUGUUGAGUCUCCGCAGUAUUGAAUGGUUUACCAGUGUUUCCCAGUCUUGGUCCUCCAGUUCCCUGCACUCCACAUUGUAGUGUGUUCCCUGUAAACCCAGAGUGAGACUGGACCCAUUACAGACCAAAACAUUGAACACUGUGGAGCUGAAUGGAGCACUGCUACUACCUGUAUGUUUACACAAGGGUUUAUGUGGUCAGCGUUAGUGUUCAGAUGUUUUGUUUUUCUUUGACCUUCAUCCACAGAGGUGAGGCUGUGCUUUAAGGCCAGUAGGACUGAGACUCUCAUUUUAACUCAGUCUUAAACAGUAGACUUGAGAAUAACACCUGUGUGUGGAAAUGUGGAUUAUUUAUGACAGUUACCGUCUCAUUAAUCAUCUUAAAGUUGUAACUCAGGAAGAAGUGUGGGCUUGUUUGGGGGGUUUUUUUUCCUUUUUUUUUAGGAUUUCCUGUUUCUUUAGUAGAUUUUUCCCCUCUUUUAAUAUAUGUCUCUUUAUUCUGGACAAACAUUUAGGAAUUUGACAUUCUGAGUUAUGACUUUGACUUUGUUUUGUCAAACAAAUAUUUUCAAUAUAUCUACAUUCAUAAUUUCAUCUUCUUGAUAUAGGUAUCCAACUGUGUUGUUUUUAUAAUGAACAUUAUGUUAUAAUGUUCUUAUUUUUA